AUUCUCCUAAGGCUAAACAAUAAAGAAGACUAUCUAGUCUUUCUCUCUUCUCUCUCCCUCCUAAGGAUCGGAGCAAGAACAACCUUAAACAUGAAUAUGGUGCGGCAGACGUUGUUGGUCGUCAUUCUGGCAUCGGUUUUGCAGGUGUCGAUGGGAGGUGUGUACAAGGUAGGAGAUGGUAGUGGUUGGACAACGAUUGGCAAUGUUGAUUACAAGAAAUGGGCUGCUGACAAAACCUUUGCAAUUGGUGAUGUUGUUGUGUUUGAGUACAAUCCUCAGUAUCACGACGUGAUGGAAGUGACUCACGCUAUGUACAGGUCGUGCAAUGCUUCAUCCCCCAUCGCAACUUACACCACCGGCAAUGACUCCAUAACCAUCAACAGCAGCGGCCACCACUUCUUCCUGUGCAGCGUCCCCGGCCACUGCCAGUCCGGCCAGAAGGUGGACAUCAAUGUUGUUCGUGCCUCCUCCGCUCCUUCACAAUCUCCCGUUCCUACUGUGGCGGUGCCUGUGCCUUCUCCAAGUGGGGCUGCCGCCUUCUAUGCAACAUUUGGGAAGUCUGUUUUUGCUGCUUUAACUAUCUGCAUCUUUGCUUGAACGAGGAUGAAUCUGUAGUCCUCAACUUUCUUGAUUUUUCAUUUCUAGCUUAGAUAUUUCGUCAUCUCUAGUUGGGAUUUCUAGAGUAAUUGUAGGGGUGGAAAACAUUGUUGCCAUACAAAAAUAAAUAUUAUAUUCAAAUGAAUUUUGCUCUCUUUGUUAGUUGUUAUCGAAUUUUGGUGUAUG
Molecule: messenger RNA, 783 nt
Organism: Ipomoea nil (Japanese morning glory)
Lineage: Eukaryota; Viridiplantae; Streptophyta; Magnoliopsida; Solanales; Convolvulaceae
Product: mavicyanin-like
Exons: 2
Coding region: 91-597 (168 amino acids)
Cellular component (GO): plasma membrane
Molecular function (GO): electron transfer activity
Source: RefSeq, a predicted model, not a curated record